Hermetia illucens (black soldier fly) is the source of this 1545-nucleotide messenger RNA. Its product is annotated as FAD-dependent oxidoreductase domain-containing protein 1-like. Gene Ontology annotation, molecular function: oxidoreductase activity. The record is from RefSeq and is a predicted model, not a curated record. Bases 89 to 1489 code for a protein of 466 amino acids. Gene Ontology annotation, cellular component: cytoplasm. NCBI's taxonomy places the organism in Eukaryota, Metazoa, Arthropoda, Insecta, Diptera, Stratiomyidae. The transcript is spliced from 4 exons.
AGGAUCAACAAAAUUCCAGUGGCUCAUUGUCUACGUCGUUUAGUAUUAAAUAAAAUUGCAACGAUACAGUCGCCAGAUUACCCCAGAAAUGUUACUCUCGCGAAGUUGGAAGACCCACGUCUUCCAUCGGUAUCAGCUAUUCUUUUCGCUUCCUCGGUAUUUCAGCUCUAGAAAAAUCGUGAACCCUGAUCACCAAACGAAGCCUUAUCGCGAUACCUGUGACCAAUUUAAAUCUUCCGCUCCGAGGGAACUCCCUUCACGAUGUGAUGUGGUCAUUAUUGGAGGAGGUGGGAUGGGAUCGUCAGCAGCAUAUUUUCUAAAAAAGAAAGCUGGAAAGAGCCUCGAUGUGGUUGUGAUUGAAAAGGAUUGCACGUAUAGGAAAGCUUCAACGGCUUUAUCUUCUGGAUGCAUACGACAACAGUUCACCAUUCCACAAAAUAUCAUGAUGUCUCGCUUCACUGUGGAAUUUCUACGCUUAUUUAAAAAGGAUAUUGAUCCUGAUAUUGACCCCAACCUCACAUGCAAUGGGGUUCUAACUUUAACCAAUGAAGAGGGUGCCGAGAAUAUGAAGAAAUGCGCUGGUCUCCAGAAAGAACUUGGAGUUAAUGUUGAACUUCUAACGGCGGACGCUCUGAAAAGCAAGUUUCCGUGGAUCAGAACUGAUGCAGUUGCAUUGGCGGCGUUCGGUUGUGUGAACGAAGGCUGGUUUGAUCCCUGGGCUUUGAUGAUGGGACUUCGAAGAAAAGCUCAGAGCCUUGGAGCUCGAUAUGUAGAGGGCGAAGUCACUGAUUUCAUCUUCAAGUCAACUGGUGGAGAGUAUGAUGCUAUUGACGAAGUAGUUUUUAGGACUGCUGACAGUAAGCAACACGGGAUAAAAUUUAAUCAAUGUAUACUGGCAGCUGGUGCAUACUCAGGUGACAUUGCAAGGAAGGCAGCUAUUGGAACAAAAUCGGGACUUUUGAGCGCACCAUUGUCGAUUGAACCACGCAAAAGAUAUGUCUACGUGAUUAAGUCCCAAGGAGAUAACAUCCCGCCUCUGACAGCACCCCUAGUAAUAGAUACCUCGAAAGCCUAUUUUCGUCGAGAUGGCACGGCUGGUAAUUUUAUUUGCGGACGAUCUCCUCCAAAGGAUAACGAACCAUCAACUGACAAUCUAGACGUGGACAUGGAUUUCUUUGAAACGAAUAUUUGGCCUCAAUUGGCAUACCGCAUUCCGGCAUUUGAGUCUUUGAAAGUUGUUGGUUCCUGGGCUGGAUUCUACGAGUUUAAUAAAUUCGAUUGCAAUGGGGUUCUGGGAAAACAUCCAGCUUAUGACAACUUUUAUAUCAUGGCAGGAUAUAGUGGUCACGGGAUACAGAAAAUACCAGCGGUUGGACGGGGUAUUGCUGAGUUGAUUGUGGAUGGUGGAUUUAAGACGAUUGAUUUGAGCUUGUUGGGUUUUGAUCGGGUGGUAGAGAAUAAGCCACUAGUUGAGUUGGCAUUAGUGUAGGAUAAAAUUUGUUAAUAUUAUUUUUAAGACAAUAUAAAUACUUACAUCUUUAAGGA